Messenger RNA from Budorcas taxicolor (takin), 1449 nucleotides. It is a transcript of the gene INSYN2A, whose product is annotated as inhibitory synaptic factor 2A. The transcript is spliced from 3 exons. Gene Ontology annotation, biological process: inhibitory postsynaptic potential. Gene Ontology annotation, cellular component: postsynaptic density. The coding region runs from base 1 to 1449 and encodes 482 amino acids. Lineage: Eukaryota; Metazoa; Chordata; Mammalia; Artiodactyla; Bovidae. The record is from RefSeq and is a predicted model, not a curated record.
AUGGUCAGUAAGGAACCCAGCAAAUGCGUACUCACGACCUCCGCGAGUGAAGUGGAGCCUGCCGCCUGUCUGGCCCUGGAGAUGAAAUAUGCCCUGGAUCCCAACCGGCAGAUUAAGAAGCGAAAUAAAGCCCUGCAGGUGCGCUUUAAGGACAUCUGCGAGGCUCAAAACGAGCAGAGGGACACUCAGCUCGCCUCGGGCCUGCAGGGUGACAAGCGGGAGGCCAGGCCCGCGUCCUGCCGGGCUGCCUACCGCAAGUACAUGACCGUGCCGGCCCGGCGGUCCAUCCCCAACGUCACCAAGAGCACGGGUGUACAGACCUCACCCGACCUCAAGAAGUGUUACCAGACUUUCCCUCUGGACCGCAAAAAGGGGACUCUCAAAAGCAUCCCAGGCACCGAGGCCUUUAAAAGUCAGAACAACGGGUUGGUAAUUGACGCGAAAGAGAAGAGCCAGGAAGGGCCGGGCGAGGAGGCCCAGCCGUGGGGCGCGGGCCGGGUGCAGAAGACCACCGCCUUGGUUUUCCACUCAGACGAACACGUGAAUGCGCUGGGGCCGCCCACCGGGGUCAACUGCACGGAGCCGUGUAAAACCCCCGACCGGCACAGCUACCGCGAUGCUCCGGUGCAGAACUCCAUUCGGUCGUCCUCCCAGGAGCUGGAGUAUCAGCUGCCCGGGAAAGCCAGGCAGGGCAGGGCGACCCGGGACACCGAGGAGCCGGCUCCAUCGGCCCACCGGAGGGUGUUUAAGACCGAAGUGGCCACCGUGUACGCACCCGCCCCAGGCGCCAGGGCCCCCGCGCCGGCCUUGUCGAACUCCGCCCCCUCCAGCGAGUGGUCCCUCUGCCCCGCGGCCGACCUGGAGCGGAGAACAGCCGCGCAGGCCAGCGGGCUCCAGGCCCGGCCGGGCGCCGCCCCGGCCUGCUCGCCCCCGACGCAGUGCCUGUCCCCGGAAUGUAGCGAAGAAGACGCCUCCCUGCAGACUCAGGCCCCCUCGGGGCAGGAGCGCCAGCCUUGUCCCCCGGCGCUCGCUGCAGAUGAAGAAUGCCAACAAAUCGUGCCUCACACGGAAGUGGUCGACCUGAAAGCACAGCUUCAGAUGAUGGAGAACUUGAUCAGUUCAAGCCAGGAAACCAUCAAAGUGCUCUUGGGGGUCAUUCAGGAGCUGGAGAAAGGAGAAGCCCACCGGGAAGGGCUUUCAUAUCGGACUGGGCAAGACACAGCUAACUGUGACACAUGCAGGAACAGUGCAUGUAUUAUCUAUAGUGUGGAGCUAGAUUUCAAGCAGCAGGAAGACAAACUCCAGCCAGUUCUGCGGAAACUUCAUCCGUUCGAGGAAACUCAGGUCGCACCUUCGCCUUACACUCAGGAGACGUACUCCUCAACUCCCAAGCAAAAAUCCAAAACUGAAUCUAAAAAGCACGGACGGUGGAAACUCUGGUUCCUUUAA